Molecule: messenger RNA, 2390 nt
Organism: Topomyia yanbarensis
Lineage: Eukaryota; Metazoa; Arthropoda; Insecta; Diptera; Culicidae
Gene: Rab1
Product: ras-related protein Rab-1A
Exons: 6
Coding region: 272-895 (207 amino acids)
Molecular function (GO): GTP binding; GTPase activity
Source: RefSeq, a predicted model, not a curated record
CGUGUCAGAGCCAGGCAGGGAGCCUCACAAAAAAGCGAGCCGUCAGUCGUAAAGAAAAAUCUCUCUCGAAGGUUUCAUUCGGAUCUCCGUACACGAUUGGUGUUGCGCCGCGAAUAAAAGAAGAAACCACUGAUACUGCUUUCCUGCUGGCUAGGCGAGAGAGAGGGGUGAAAAAAGGUGGAAUAAUCGUACAGUUUCGACUUUUUUGAUUGGUCUACAGUGAAAUAGGAAGGACACAACAGUUCCGGAUCUGUGAGUGGUGAACCAGGAAAUGUCAGCAUCUGCGAUGAGUCCCGAAUACGAUUACCUUUUCAAACUGCUGCUGAUCGGCGACUCGGGUGUCGGAAAGUCUUGUCUGCUGCUGAGAUUUGCUGACGAUACGUACACGGAGAGUUAUAUCAGCACAAUCGGAGUCGACUUUAAAAUUAGAACAAUUGACUUGGAUGGAAAAACAAUCAAACUGCAAAUUUGGGACACUGCCGGCCAGGAGCGCUUCCGUACGAUAACGUCUUCGUACUACCGGGGUGCACAUGGUAUUAUCGUGGUGUACGACUGCACCGAUCAGGAAUCGUUCAACAACGUGAAACAGUGGCUGGAGGAAAUCGAACGCUACGCCUGCGAGAACGUCAACAAGCUACUGGUCGGCAACAAGUGCGAUCUACAGACUAAGAAGGUGGUCGAUACGACUACGGCUAUGGAUUACGCAAAUCAGCUUGGCAUUCCAUUCCUGGAGACGUCCGCCAAAAAUGCGACCAAUGUGGAACAGGCUUUCAUGACGAUGGCAGCGGAAAUCAAGAAUCGUGUCGGGCCACCAUCGAGUGCAGCGGAGGCGCCGAGUGCCGUCAAGAUUGACAAGGGUCGCAAUGUCGAGGCAAAGUCGGGCGGCUGCUGCUGAACGGUUGGUUGCUACUACAUUUCAUUCGUUCGUACGUUCUGUUUCUAGUGUACAAUUCCCCCUCCAAACAAGUAAAAACAAACAAGAUAGCAGCAUGAAUCCAGGCGGGCUUUCGUGUUUCUUCUUCUAUUACUUCAAACUACAAUGUUUGUGCACUAUUCUACUACCAUAUUUUUCAAUAAAAUACAACCGAGUAUUGCAGCAGGUAAGCAAAUCCGUUUUUCAACCACGCAUUCUCACAUUCAAAGCGGAAGGUAAUCUAUAUGCAGACGCUACAACACAGCAGAAAUGAUAACCAGUUUAGGUCGCCGUCAGCCUGGCUCUAUUUAUCUAGGAAAUAGGGACAGUGAAACAAGGAAAACAUACGCGCGCAGUUGAAGAUGGCAAAAGUCGAAGCAAGGAGAAGGUAGCGAUAGUUGAUGAAUAAACGCUAGCAUAAGGAAAAACAAUAUUAUUCAUUAGAGGAAAUACUUUUACUAGAGCGAACCAACCAAGGGAAAACCAGCUGUGGAUUGGAUUAGCAAGCGUCAGGCCAACAUUUGUAUUGAUGAAUGGUAGGUAGGCCGCUUAUACACAAACAGAAAAGGGCAAAUUUUGAAUAAAUUAGCAAAGCAGUUGUUUUGCCGGUCGGAAAUAAGAACGUUCUUUUCCGAGAAAAGAAAUCUACAGUGAAUAGAGAAGAACGACCCUAUCGAUCGGAGAAAGUGAUAGAUUAAUCCAACUGAUACUGCGUCCUCUCUCAGAUUGAAUCCAAACCGCAUUCUUCUCGGUUAUUAUAAUUGUUUCCUGUGAAUGGUGGCUGAUUUUUUUGACAGUUUAAAAAUAACGUAAAAAUCGUGAAAUUCCACUAGUAAUAGCGACUUAGUUUGUCCCGUUCACCAUUUUUUAAUACAAUUGAUGGUAAUCCCACACUAACGGUUAUGAGACAUAGAAAUGUACUAAAAAAACGAUACAUACCCCAUACAAGGGCAGUAGAACGAGAAGCAAAUUUCCGUAGGCUCUUAUCAGAUAGUUUAUAUUCAUAAAAUAAUAAGCUGAGUCUUUUGUGUCUACUAUUUUAUUUUAAACAAGUGAUGAGAAGGUUUAUAUCGGAUGUAUUUAUUCGUAGUCUGGCGCUAUUCGUUCAGUUAGAAACAAAUCAAAUUUAUUUUAGUCGGCUUCUCACCCCAAUUUUUGCCCAAACCACAGAAGCAAUAUUUUCUUUUCGCAUACUUUCCCGUACAAAUUCAAUAGAGUCAACAACAAAAUCAUCCACUCAAUAUUAUCCCACUAUGAUCGCGUAUAUUUUAUACUCUCUACUAAUCGAUCGUUCUGAAAUGGAGUACCCAAGCUGAAACCAUUGAAGAUUAAAGCGAUUUCGGAUUGAUUUGGGACUACUAUUAUAGACACGAAGCAAAACUGAAACGAAAACAACAGCGGCACGCAACCAAUAGAAUGGAACCCGGAGAGAAUACAGCUAACAAAUCGUAAAUAAAAAAACUUUAAAAAUUAAAAA